GACUUCCUCAAGCAGUUUAGUUUUGGAUACGUUACAAUUACCGCAGAUUAUCUGGCGAUUGUUUUGCUCAGCCCUCACAUAUUUGGGGCUGCUGAGCACUGUGGUCCCACAAGGCGUAACUCUGCCCUUGAACCUGCUGCUGCCCUGUUGGCGUGGGCCCUCUGCUGCAUGUACUGCGGAGUGCUGGAUACUUCGAUGGGUGUGGGAACAUGCUGUAUGGUUAUGACGGGCCGCUGUGUGGGCGAGGAGAGUCUGGGGUGUCUUCUGUUCUUAGGUCAGUGUGCCGCAUGGGCUUCACUGGAGGGGUGGGGCAGCAGGACCUUUCGUGCAUCUGUCCGGGACGGGAGGGAGAGAAGCAGAAGCAGACAAAAAGACAAAGAAAGAAAGAAAGAAAGAAAGAAAGAAGACACACAGUAUCUGAAACAGAGAAAGCGGCUCAACCAAGAAAACAGAAAAGAGCAAAUCCUUUGGAAUAAAUAACAGACCUCGUUUUUUUUCCUUUCGAAGACGGGGAAGAAAAAAAAUAAGAAUGUUGCCGUUGUUUGUUUGUUUGUUUGCAUUACUCGCAAACCUGGUUCUUAAGGAAAAAUACACAAAAAAGUUGAAUUAAAUUUCAGAACUGUGUUUUGCAAGCGGAUCGGAUCGGAGAACUAAGCCGACUUCCUCAAGCAGUUUAGUUUUGGAUACGUUACAAAUUACCGCAGAUUAUCUGGCGAUUGUUUUGCACAGCCCUCACAUAUUUGUAUAUAUUAUUAUUAUUAUUAUUAUUAUUAUUAUUAUUAUUUAUAACAGAUGAGACGACUGUUUUUCAUUAUCCGUUUCUGUGGAAAGCAGCCAACUAUUUUAUUAGAUUACUAGCGGCACGCCUUGCUCUGUUUUAAAAAAAGACUUAUUUACAAAUAAGGGAAGAAGAAAAACGCAAGAUCCUGGAUUUCUAUGAUUUUUUGGAGGAACCCCAAAGUUCAGUAACUUGAUCAGAGACUGCAAUGGAUUCGAGGAGGAUCGCAUUUUCUUGCUGUUUCCUGAUUCUUGCAAAGGUACUGUAUUUAAAAGUUGCUGCGGGAGACACCUGCGAGAGUAACCGCUUCACAGAGGAUGGCGAGUGCUGUGACCUUUGCCCCUUAGGAUUUGGGGUCACUGUCGAAUGUGGCAAAACAAACACUCAGUGCAAAGCCUGCCAGGAGGGUGUGACAUUUUCUGCGCUCCCUGGCACCCCCUGCAGCCCGUGCUCGCUCUGCCCCCAGGGUAUCCAGGUGACGGGUCUCUGCAUGGCCACGCAGGACACGCAGUGCAACUGCGGCGACGGCUUCUUCCUCAAUGUGGUGAAUGGCUCUGACCCUCUGUGCGCUCCCUGCUCGUCCUGUGGGAAGGGGCUGGGUGUGGAGUGGGAGUGCAGGCCUCACUGGGACACCAAGUGCAAGGCCUGCCCAGCAGGAACCUACUCCGAGGAGAACAGCCAGACUGAGACCUGCCUCAACUGCACAACCUGCCAGGAGAGCGAGGUGCAGAUCCGCGAGUGCACCGCCAACUCCGACACACUCUGCAUGGACAAGAAACUGAUGAUCUUGCAGAGACAGGGCACUGCCUCUCCAAAGGACUCAUCUCGUCGUGUGGAUCCCAUGGAGUCUGAGACCAGCACCUACCCCAGCUCCCCAGACUUCAUCCCUCAAGAGGACAACGGCAAGAACAUCAUCCCAGUGUACUGUUCCAUCCUGGCAGCCAUCGUCAUUGGUCUGCUCAUCUACGUUGCCUACAAGUGCUGGACCUCAUGCAAGCAGAAGCAGCAGCAGCAGCUGGCAAAAGCGCAUGCCAGCGAGCUCAGCUGCUCCCCCGAAGGAGAGAAACUGCACAGCGACAGUGGGGUCUUCCCGGAUACACACAGCCUGCAGGAGACACAGCAGCUCAAAGGCAAUAAACUGGAGAGCCGUCUGUACCUCAACGUUGCCCCCCAGAGGCAGGAAGAGAUUGAGCAGCUGCUGCUGGACACCAGCGGUGGGAAGGGCUGGCGCCACCUGGCUGCUCAACUGGGGUAUGAGCAGGAUCGUGUGGACAUCUUCGGGCGGGGUGAGGACCCCGUGCACACCCUGCUCUGUGAUUGGUCGGCUCAGGAGGGCACCACUGUGUCGGCACUGUACGCUGCGCUGAACCGCAUUGAGAGGAGUGAUGUGGCCGUAGCUCUAAGCAGACCAGCUGAGGCCAGCUCUGUGGUGUGACCUGAGACAGAGAGAGAGAGAGAGAGAGAGGACUG
Acipenser ruthenus (sterlet) is the source of this 2248-nucleotide messenger RNA. Its product is annotated as tumor necrosis factor receptor superfamily member 16-like. Gene Ontology annotation, molecular function: death receptor activity; nerve growth factor binding; coreceptor activity. The coding region runs from base 987 to 2213 and encodes 408 amino acids. The record is from RefSeq and is a predicted model, not a curated record. Lineage: Eukaryota; Metazoa; Chordata; Actinopteri; Acipenseriformes; Acipenseridae. The transcript is spliced from 6 exons. Gene Ontology annotation, biological process: Rho protein signal transduction. Gene Ontology annotation, cellular component: cell surface; plasma membrane.